UAUGUUGCCUAAAAGAAAUAAAAACAAAGAACUUGAUUCACCUGAUACUGUCCAAUAAUGGCGAAAACCUCUAUUUUGAGCUCAAAAACACAAUAAUGUAUGAAAUCAGCAAAUGUUCCCCAUUUGUCGAGCUCACAAAGGUUCUUUAAUGGCGUGCAGUAAGGAACCUGAUCCAGAUUCAAAAACUUUGUGAUAAAUCAACUGUGGCGAAGGAUCGAAUAGUGGGAAAAGCAUCUGAUUAUUCGUCAUUUGCUCUCGUAAUGCUCUCCCUGUAAGCAAGGAGCAAUAUCUGAAACCGCAUCAUAUUCUGGGUUUUCGCGGUUUUCAUUCCGGAUUGGAUGUUUGAACCAGUGGAGAUUGCUGAUCUUUGAGCCCUGGUUCGAGCUUUUGCUCUUCUGGCUCUCUCUCCAUUUGGUGGAGGCUAGAAACUCAGAGUUAUUCUAUAAAUCAACUGCUUCAAGUCCUAACUCCUGAACAAUUUGGGGAAUUUUCAGGUGUGAUUCAACCAUCUUAAAGCUAAUUCUUAGUUUUUGAGUUCCCUAUUCCUAGAAGUACCAGCCAUGAAUGCUUUAGCUGCAACCAACAGAAAUUUCAAACUUGCAUCCCGGCUUCUAGGGCUCGACUCCAAGCUUGAAAAGAGUUUGCUCAUUCCUUUCAGAGAAAUCAAGGUGGAGUGUACCAUACCAAAGGAUGAUGGUACUUUAGUAUCUUACGUAGGAUUCAGAGUGCAACAUGACAAUGCUAGGGGCCCAAUGAAAGGUGGGAUCAGAUACCACCCUGAGGUCGACCCUGAUGAGGUUAACGCUCUCGCCCAGCUAAUGACGUGGAAAUCAGCAGUUGCAAACAUUCCUUAUGGUGGUGCAAAAGGAGGCAUUGGCUGUGAUCCAAGGGAAUUAAGCAUCUCUGAGCUAGAGCGGCUUACCAGAGUUUUCACACAGAAGAUACACGAUCUCAUAGGUGUUAAUACCGAUGUUCCAGCUCCUGAUAUGGGAACAAAUCCACAGACAAUGGCCUGGAUUCUGGAUGAAUAUUCUAAGUUCCAUGGAUAUUCACCUGCAGUUGUAACAGGAAAACCAGUGGACCUAGGAGGUUCGCUUGGCAGAGAUGCAGCUACUGGAAGGGGGGCCCUCUUUGCAACAGAAGCUCUGCUUGCAGAGUAUGGGAAGAAGAUCUCGGACCAAAAAUUUGUGAUACAAGGAUUUGGAAAUGUGGGUUCUUGGGCUGCACAAUUCAUCCAUGAAAUUGGUGGGAAGGUUGUGGCAGUGAGUGAUAUAUCAGGAGCUAUAAAGAACCGCAAUGGCCUUGAUGUUCCCAGGCUCCUAAAACAUGCAGUUGAAAAUAAAGGGAUUAAAGGGUUUGAUGGGGCAGAACCACUUGAUCCAAAGGCGCUACUGUUGGAAGAUUGUGAUGUGCUCAUCCCUGCCGCACUUGGAGGAGUCAUAAACAGGGAAAAUGCUGGUGAAAUUAAGGCCAAUUUCAUUAUAGAAGCGGCCAAUCACCCAACUGAUCCAGAGGCUGAUGAGAUAUUAGCGAAGAAGGGUGUCGUCAUCCUGCCGGACAUAUAUGCUAACUCCGGAGGAGUCACCGUGAGUUACUUCGAGUGGGUUCAGAAUAUACAGGGGUUUAUGUGGGAUGAGCAGAAGGUUAACUGUGAACUGAAAAACUACAUGAUCAAAGGGUUUCAGAGUAUAAAAGAAAUGUGUAAGACCCACAAUUGUGACCUCCGGAUGGGUGCCUUCACUCUCGGGGUUAAUCGUGUUGCCCGAGCAACGGUGCUCAGAGGCUGGGAAGCCUGAGAGAGAAGGGGAAAAAUAACCCAAAAAUAAAUAAAACAAUGAAAGAGUAGAAAAUUCAUGGCUUUCAAAAUAGAUCUGGUGUGGAGGUAUGCUUUUUUUUAACAAUGGGAUUACCCAUCGAUAUUUCGCGCUUCAAAAAUUUUUAGGGAAUUGAGGACUGAAUAUUAUCCCAAUUUUUGGGCUCGAACUUGCUCUGUGCUCUUAUAUUUAUUUGCAAUGAAGAUUUCCUUACUUUUUUUUA
Molecule: messenger RNA, 2037 nt
Organism: Amborella trichopoda
Lineage: Eukaryota; Viridiplantae; Streptophyta; Magnoliopsida; Amborellales; Amborellaceae
Gene: GDH1
Product: glutamate dehydrogenase 1
Biological process (GO): L-glutamate catabolic process
Cellular component (GO): mitochondrion
Molecular function (GO): L-glutamate dehydrogenase (NAD+) activity
Source: RefSeq, a predicted model, not a curated record